UCACGGAUGGUAAGGUAACUCAACUGUUACGUCUUUCAGCUCUCUCUUUCUCUCUCUCAUUUUCUCAUUUUCGUUCUCGUUCACUCGUGUACCCUUCUCCCUCUCCGAUCCGAAACCCCAUCGCCUCUAACUCUCUCAGAUCUCUCUUUCUCAACCUCACUCAACACUUUCCGCGAAAUUCCCCUAACCUAUUGAACGUAUAUUCGUCUCCUUUUGUCUUUCCUUUUCUUCGCAGCUUUCUGCAAUUGCUUCGCUAGGGUUUCUCCGAGGCAACGGAUUUUCCACUGUAUGCGGCCUUUUAAUUAGGAUUGGAUGACCGUGUGGCGGCAACUAGACUAUGACUUCAAGCAUGUUGAGUGGGGAACGGAGAUGGGCCUCCUCUUCCAGAAGAGGUGGUAUGACUGUUUUAGGGAAAGUUGCAGUUCCAAAACCUAUCAACUUACCCAGUCAGAGGUUAGAAAAUCAUGGUCUGGACCCAAACGUGGAGAUUGUUCCCAAGGGUACACUCAGCUGGGGUAGUAGAUCAUCAUCUUCUACAUCUAAUGCAUGGGGUUCUUCUUCUCUGUCCCCCAAAACUGAUGGUGGUGCUAGUUCGCCCAGUCACCUCAGUGCCCGUCCAUCAUCUGGUGGAAGUGGCACACGACCUUCUACUGCUGGCAGUGAUAGGGUUCUUGAGCCUACUGCUAAUUCAUGGGGGACGAAUUCUCGGCCUUCAUCGGCAUCUGGGAUACUGUCAAAAACUCAGUCUUCAUUGACAUCAUUGCGUCCUCGGAGUGCAGAAACUAGACCUGGCAGCUCUCAGCUAUCCCGAUUUGCUGAACCCUUGACUGAAAAUUCAGGUGCCUGGAAUGCUGCUAGGACUACAGAAAAACUGGGUGUUACACAACCCAAGAAUGAAGAAUUUUCUCUAAGCUCUGGAGACUUUCCAACCCUUGGUUCUGAUAAAGAUAAGUCUGUUCUGAAUUCUGAGCUGCAAGACCAAAAUUCUCAAGCUCACCCUGACUCCUCUUCUGAACUCAGGAAAGAGAUAAAUGAUACUCCUGGUAUUGAAGAUGAUCAUGUAAAUGCAAAUAUUAAGGGUGAAAGUGUAAAUUCUUGGAGGAGAGAUUAUCAGGUUUAUAACGAGGAAGGUGUGAGGCCGCCAGGCAUAGAGAAAUGGCAGGGAAACUCCCAGCUUUAUCCUAAUGCUGGUAUUCCUCCUCAACACUAUGAAGCUUGGCAUGGUCCUCCAGUAAAUAACCCUCAGGGCUGUGUUUGGUUCAGGGGUCCUCCCAGUGGUCCCCCAUUUGGAAAUCCUGUUACUCCAAGUGGCUUUCCAAUGGAACCAUUUCCAUAUUACCGUCCACAUAUGCCCCCUGCUGGUCUUGCAAACCCUCCCCCAGUUCCCCCCCCUGGAGCUGGACCACGAGGGCACCAUAAGAAUGGAGAUGUCUACAGGCCUCAUAUAGCCGAUGCCUUUAUUCGCCCAGGCAUUCCUAUGAGACCUGGGUUUUAUCCCGGUUCAAUGGCUUAUGAGGGAUAUUACAGUCCUCCAAUGGGCUAUUGCAAUGCAAACGAGCGAGAUGUUCCUUUCAUGGGAAUGCCUUCUGGACCUCCUGUCUUUAAUAGGUACUCAAAUCAAAAUCCUCCUGAACCUGGCAAUGCACAUGGUAGGUCUGCUGGAUAUGGUAAUACUGGGAAGCAAUUGACUUCAGAGCAAGUGGAAUCUGGCCAUCCUCCUGAUACUGCUGGACCAUACAGAGUCCUUCUUAAGCAGCAGCCCGAAUCAGAUGGGAAAAACAAAUCAACAAAUUUUGAGGAUUCAGAGAAAACCAAUGCAUUAUAUGCUGAUGGUCGGGGCCAACCUAGAAUGACUGUUUGGGAGAAUGAGCCAAGAUCAAACUACAGAAAGAAUGAAGAUAUGGAUCUGAGGACGAUUAACCGUGGUGAAGUUUCCUCUCAGACUUCAGAAAAUCAAGUAUCUAGUUCUUCUGUCAUUAAGGGCAAAUCUCCUGAAAGUUCAGGAAACACAAAACUUGAUGAUAAUUCAGCGAGGAAAUUGGAGGCUGUUGCCUCAGAUAUGCUAGAAAUCUCCCCUAAACCAUCUGCUCCAAAAGAUGCCAGUCUAAUUCAAAAGAUCGAGGGUUUAAAUGCAAAGGCUAGGGAUAAUUCAUCUGCUAGAUUUAGAGAGGAGCAAAGGAGUAAAUUUCAUACCAGUAAUGCUGUGAUAGACCAUGUGGAAAAUACUGUUGGUGCUGAUGUGUUUCCAGCACGUAGUAAUGCCACAGAAAUCAUAAAUCCUGCCCAUCAUGAAAUGGGUGCUCCUGGUGCAGGAAAGAAUUUUGAAUCCUUGUCUUCCAGUGGAACUGCCACAUCCAGGCAAUCUGCUCAUGGAAUGCAAGGUAGAGGUGAUCAUCGUAACAAAGGAAGAUCAAACAAUCUAGAUGCUGAUGGUUGGCGAAAGAAAUCUGUGGUUGAAGAUUCUUUAGCCUCAUCAGGUGUACAGUUGGAAGCAUCUCAUGUUCUUGUGGGUGACCAUCAAAUAUCUGUUCAGACCUAUGACAGGUCCGGAUCCUAUAACCAAGCAAGGCACUUUGGAGAAUCUGUUCAAACCUGGUCUGAUUCUGGUGACAGCCAUGCACAGCGUGCCAAAAUGAAAGAGUUAGCCAAGCAACGGACUAGACAACUGCAGGAGGAAGAGGAGGAACGGACAAGAAAGCAAAAGGCAAAAGCUCUUGCUAAGUUGGAUGAGUUAAACAAGCGAUCUCAAGCAGGAGAUGGACCAACUCAGAAAGAGUAUAUUACAAAUCCUCAAAUGCAGGAAGAAGAGGAAUGGGCAAGAAAGCAAAAGGCUAAUGCUUUUGCAAAGUUGGAUGAGUUAAACAAGCAAUCUCAAGCAGGUGAUGGCUCAUCUCAGAAAGAGUAUGUUACAAAUCCUGCCAUCCAUAAUAAGCCAGAGGAGUUGCAACCUUCUGAGUCAAAAACUACAGCUGUCAAUUCUGCUGUAAAUUGUAAUGCCUUGUGUCAGGUAAAUGAACCCAGCAUUAGUAGAGCGGAAAAAUCACCAGUCUUGCUUGUCGAACCAACUGUUGAGACACUUAAAAGUUCUGUCCAAGAGCCUAUUCUGAAGCAGAAUCAAGUUGUGGCCCUGCAUCAUGAUAUUAAUAAUGCUGAUGCUACCAAUCCCUUGCAUGCUCAUAACAAUGUUGCCUCAAAGCAGAAGCGAAUGAGCUAUAAACAGAAGCAAAAUCUUCCUUUUGAGAAAACAUCAAGUGACAAAAUUGUCUCUACCACCUCAACUGCCCUGAAAGUUGAGAAUGAGGCAAGGAUUGAUGUUUCUCUCUCUUCUGGUGGUGUUACAAACGAAAUUGGUGCAGCCUGUGGCUCUGACUUCAAUUCAGCUGCUGUGGUUGAGUCUUCAGCAAACCCAAAAAAGAAGAAUAUUAGGAAUAGUAAAAACAAACAGAAACAUGAAGAAAGUUCAACUCAGGCUGUACUACCAAUACCAAAAGAAACCAAUCUUUCCAAAAGCUCGGUUGAAGGUGACAAGUCCAAGGCUUCUGACUUUGAGUUAGAACAGGGUGUACUUCAACCGGUGCCCCUAUCUAAAGAUCCAAAUCCGUUUCCAGAGCAACACAGAUAUUCAUCAAAUGAAGAAUCCCAUGGCAGACAGAAUAGCCAGUGGAAAUCACAGCAUUCUCGUAGGUUGCCAAGAAAUAUGCAGACCAAUAGACCAGCAGAGAAAUCCCAUGGGACUGAUGCUGUGAUGUGGGCACCCGUUAAACCACAGAACAAGAGUGAGAUCAUGGAUGAAUUAGUGGAUAAAAGUAAAACUGAGGCAGUUAAUCCUGUAAAGAAUGAGGAGCAGGUGCAUAAUUCAAAAAAUAAGAGGGCAGAAAUGGAGAGAUAUAUUCCAAAACCUGUUGCAAAAGAAAUGGCUCAGCAAGGAAAUAUUGUACAGGUAGCUUCGUCAAGCAAUCAGUCUCUUACUAAUGAUAGCAUUGGGAGAGUUGAUUCCGGGUCACAGGGCCCUCAAGUCAUUCAGCAUACUAAUACAGUUGUUGGAAAAGUGGGUUCUGGUAUGGACUCUAAAAUUAGAGAUGGCAGGCAUACUAAGCAGGGAAAAGCACAUGGGUCGUGGCGGCAACGAAAUAUAACUGAAUCAACUAAUGUGCAUGAUGAACUGGACCAUGAUUCAAACUCUGAACCAAAUGUUCAGAAACCAACAGAGCAUUAUCAUGGUCACAAGUCUGAAGUAAGCUCUGUGAAAGGAGGGCAAACCAAACACUUCAGUGACACUGGUGAAAUCGAUGGUUCUAACAAUUCUAACUCUAAUGAUUCAGCUGCUUGGGCUUCAGCUCCUGUUAAAGAUCAUGCUGCAACAGGCAGAGGGAGGCGGGCCCCUUUCAGAGGACACAAGGGCGCAGGAGGGAACCGUGAAGUUGAUAACAAAAGAAAUUCUUGGGAGGCAGACAAAGUUGAAACCCUUAUUUCAUCUUCUGAACAUGGUCAACCCGAUAUUGGGAUGGCUUCUAAAGAAAAUCGAGGUGUGGGUGAACGUUUGAUGUCUCAGUGGCAACCUAAAUCUCAAGCAUCUAGUAAUCACAGAGGAAAUAUAUCAAGUGACCAGACUGUUAGCUCGGUAGUUGUUGGAGGUAACAAAACGGAUCCCACCCACGACGGGGAAUCUCUUCCAUUGAGCCGUGGCAAGAGUUCCAAUGCUCACGUCUCACAGCCUUUCUAUGAUCAACCAAUCUCUGAGAAAAGCAAGGCUGGGGAAGCUCCCCAUUUUAUUAACCAAGAGGGUAAGAAAGAGAGAAGACAUGCUCCAUCAAAAAGGCAACACUACUCCCCGAAUCUAGCUUCUGUUACCUCAAUUGAGCAGGCUCCAACAGGUCCAGAUCUUUUGCAGGACCAACGCCCAUCGUCUGGGUCUGGAAAAAAUGUGAACCAAAAUCGGUUUCGAAGAGGACAUGAAUCACAUGGAAAUUUGAAGCUACCAACCCAGGAUAAUCGUCAUUAUAAUCAACCUACAAACCGGGAAAGGCAGGGCCCGAGCACGCAUCACGAGUAUCACGCUCUUGGCACAUAUGAUGAUGGAAAAUCGGACAACUUUGAAAGACCUAAAAAUGGUAGCCAUGGUGAAAGAAGAUUCAGGGAAAGAGGUCCAACUCAUUCACGCCGAGGUGGUGGUAACUCUUAUGGACGCCAGGGUGGUUUUGAAUCUUAUGAUUAGACAUGCUGAGUUAGUCAGUUGUGGAGAUACUUUCGUAAGGCAGUCUUUUUUUGUCAUCCUUCAGAAGCCACACUCCCCAUCAACUGUGCUUCUAUAUUAAGCCGAGCUUUCAGGGCUAGGAGCGAUGAAGAUGGUGUCCCCGUUUUUGUGGGGGGCUGGGGGCAUAAAAGGGUUUCGUGGAUAGAGUUCCCUGUGGUUGAUUGUUAUUUUUCUAGUGUAUCUGAUUGAAAAUUAGUAAUUUGAUGGCAUUUUGUUUCUUAAUCCAAGUAUGGAAUACUUGACACAUGUUUCAUCGUGUCUAUUGCUAGGGAUAACUAGGAUACCAAAGAGAGAACGUGUGUUCUGCGGUGCCCUUUUCCUCUUAUUUUGGCUGGAAAAUAUAAUGAUAUAUGCUCACGCGUUUGCGCAAUCUGAGUAAAUAUAAAUUUUAAUUGGGA
This is a messenger RNA of Vigna radiata var. radiata (mung bean), 5652 nucleotides long. Its product is annotated as protein MODIFIER OF SNC1 1. Gene Ontology annotation, biological process: epigenetic regulation of gene expression. The record is from RefSeq and is a predicted model, not a curated record. The transcript is spliced from 11 exons. The coding region runs from base 338 to 5215 and encodes 1625 amino acids. NCBI's taxonomy places the organism in Eukaryota, Viridiplantae, Streptophyta, Magnoliopsida, Fabales, Fabaceae.